Messenger RNA from Cannabis sativa, 2565 nucleotides. Its product is annotated as zinc finger protein ZAT5-like. The transcript has a single exon. Lineage: Eukaryota; Viridiplantae; Streptophyta; Magnoliopsida; Rosales; Cannabaceae. Bases 803 to 2200 code for a protein of 465 amino acids. The record is from RefSeq and is a predicted model, not a curated record.
UAAUAAUAAAAUAAUAAUCUAAAAUUAGAAAUGCCGCUAGUGAUAAUAAGUAAGUAACAAAAAGAGGUUUUAUUUUUUUUAUUUACUUAUAAAUUAAAUUAUGAGAAGGGUAAGUGAAAGUGAAGGUAGCACGAUGAUAACGUGUACCCAUUAAGCUGUAAUUAAAUUUAGAGAUUAUUAGAUUAGAUUAGAUUAGAUUAAAUGGGUCUGUGUGUGUGGGGGGGGGUAUUGGGGUUGUUUUCAUUUCGUGAAGUGCGUUGGCAAAGUGUGAGAAAGAGAGUGUGAAACGGACCUUACGUACCCUUUGAACAACCCUCCUCCUCUAUUCUCUCUAUUCUCUUUUCAAUCUAAUUUUGCCACUUUUCCGUUAUUUGUUUUCUCAACUCUUUUCCUUUUGCUUAAUUUGUGUGUGUUCCUAACCCAAUUUACUAAAACUCUUUUUUUUUUUAAAAAAAAAAAAAGAGGAAAUUAAGAAGAGAGAGUAAAAACUUAUUUUUUUUAGUGAUAAAUUUGAGAAAAAAAAAAUAACAACUAAAUAUACAACACAAAUUAUCCCAUUCCAACUAGAUGAGUGCUAUAAAUAUAGAUACCAUUUAUUUGAUCAGUGGUUAAAAACUAAAGAAAGAUUAAUAGGUUAUAGGACUAAUUCACAGUUACUGUUCUAUUGGGUAUCCGUUUGACUCAUUAAUCUAAUAAGCUAAUAUAUAUAUACAGACAUAUAUAUAUAUAAAAGCCAAACCCCACAUAGUCCUCCUCUCCUCUUGCUUCCUCUCUACCCUUCAAUCUUCUCUCUCUUUCUUUUAUGGUUUCUCUGACUUGUGGCCUGUACGGAGAGAGAUCAACCAUGGAAGCUGCACCUCAUGAUCAAGAGGAAGUCAUGAUGACCACCACCACUGCAGCCUCCAAAGAUCAACAAGCCCUAGUCGUUAAGGGAAAGCGAACAAAACGCCAAAGGCCACAUUCACCCCUCCCUUUUGCCGCCGCCAUACCCACUAAUUCCUCCGUCGGAAACAGCGGCGCCGGUACUUCAAGCGAAAACGAUGACAACACGUACUCGCCGUCUCCGGUAACCUCAGCCGAGAAUAUUAUUAAUCAAGACAGCGCAGAGGAAGAAGAUCAAGACAUGGCCAAUUGCCUAAUCCUCCUAGCUCAAGGCCAAUCCAGGCGCUCAUCGCCUAAGCCACUAAAACAAGUACAGUAUUACUCUCCUCCUCCACCACCAAUCGACACCGCCACCGCCACCGCCGCCGUCGAAGAUAAUACUGGCGGCAUCUCUGCAUAUAAUAAUUACAGUAGCAAGCGAAAAUUCCUAGAAGCUAAUAAUACGCAAGCGGCGGCGCCGAUGUUAAAUAAUAAGGCCGUGAGUGGCGCGGGGUAUAAUAGUAAUUAUGCUUAUGAGUGCAAGACUUGUAACCGAAGUUUCCCUUCUUUUCAAGCGCUGGGAGGACACCGCGCUAGCCACAAGAAGCCGAAGCAAGCCAUGGCUGAUAAUCAUCAUAAUCAGACGGUGGAGAUUAAAAGGAAUAAUAAUCAUCAAUUGUUUGGCGGAUUACCAUCCGACGAUGAGGAUCAAACGCAAUUCAUUAAGAAGGUCAAUAAUUCGUCAACGGCGCUUUCUCUUCAACUGAGUAAUAAUAAUAACAAUAAUAACAGGAGUAGUACUAAUUUGUACGGUAGUGGCACUAAUUUUGUGACCAAGGCGAGUAAGGUUCACGAGUGCUCCAUUUGUGGCGCUGAGUUCACGUCCGGCCAAGCUUUAGGCGGCCACAUGAGACGCCACCGUGCACCCGCGGUUUCUGGGUCGACUACAACGACAAGUACGGCCUUGUCGUUGACUACUAAUACUCCCCCUACUACUCAAUUCAUGUCGUUGGAUCAUCAUCAUCAACAGCAGCAACAACAACAGCAUCAGAGUACUAAUCUUGAACAGGAACAACGACAACGACAACAACAACAACGUCGUCUUCAUCAUCAACGACAACAACAACAACAACACGAAGAAGAAGAAGAAGCUAAUAAAAAAACACGAAACGUGUUGUCGUUGGAUUUGGAUCUCAAUCUUCCGGCGCCAGAAGAUGAUCAACGAGAAUUGAAAUUGGGAUUCGUGAAGCAACAGCAACAACAGCAACAACAACAACAACAGCAACAAUCCUCUACACUUGUUUUUUCAUCCCCAACUUUGGUGGAUUGUCAUUACUAAGAAGAAGAAGGAGAAAAAGGUUAUUAAGAAUUUCCUUUUUAUGUUUAAAUUUUUUUUUUAUCAACGUUUUAUGUCCCACGAUUGAUCUCUCUCCCUCUCGAUCUCUAAAUCAUAUAUUGUGAAUUACUAUACCGUAAAUUCUUUUUUUUGGUUGACACUUUUUAGCAAAUUCAAAGUUACAAAGAUUCAUUUAUUAAUUCUUUUAAGUUGAUGAGCAAAAAUUGUUGUUACUUUGGAGAACUUAUUAAUUAAUUCUCCACUUUGUUAUUUUGUUCAUAUAUAUAGCAAAAAUUCAAUCUGUGUAUUAUAUAAGAAAGGCUCAAUUGGCCAAUUCAUGAAAAGUGUAUGAUGGGCAUCUUUUUAGC